This is a messenger RNA of Colletotrichum karsti, 912 nucleotides long. Its product is annotated as 3-oxoacyl-acyl-carrier-protein. The coding region runs from base 1 to 912 and encodes 303 amino acids. The transcript has a single exon. The record is from RefSeq and is a predicted model, not a curated record. NCBI's taxonomy places the organism in Eukaryota, Fungi, Ascomycota, Sordariomycetes, Glomerellales, Glomerellaceae.
AUGUCCGCCCAGUCUGGAAGCGUCCGACGAGACUUCACCAGCUCACGGCACUCCGUAUCCUACGACCUGAUCUCUCCACUCAAACUAGACUUGUCCGGCAAGUACGCUCUGGUUACAGGCGCAUCCUGGGAUACCGGCGUCGGCUUCGCUACGGCGUCGGCCUUUGCACGGGCAGGCGCGUCAGGUAUCGCCGUCGUCGACUUGCGCGGCGUGUCCGCUGACCUCGUCGCGAGGCUCAAACAGAUCGCGAGGGAGGCAGGACGCGAUGAACCGAUCGUAGUCGAUUGCACCACAGACAUUGCCGAUGCAACCAGUGUCAAAACCGCCCAUGAAAAGAUAGCUGUUGCAUUUGGCGGGCGUCUCGAUGUCCUUGUCAACAACGCCGCGCACAUGGAGCCUUAUGAAAAGUUCCUCGAUGCGGAUCCAGAUGUUUACUGGCGCACAUGGCAAGUCAACCUCGGCGGCCUCUUUAACAUGGCUCGUGCCUUCCUGCCGAUGAUGCUAUCGACCCGCGCGUCGGGCGACGGGCUCUGCACGAUGAUCAACGUUUCUUCAUCAGGCGCGCUCAGCGCACGUCCGGCUAGCACGGGGUAUCGAUCGUCCAAGCUUGCAGUCACACGUUGGACAGAAUCCAUUCAGCUGGACUAUGCCGACCAAGGGCUUCUGACUUUCUCCGUCAACCCCGGCGCCAUCAAGACCGAGAUCACCAAGGGCGGUCUGCCCGAUCAUCUGCGCGAUUCUCUUCCCGACAAGCCGGAAAUUGCAGGCGAUACAAUUGUGUGGCUGGCAGCUGGGCGUCAGGAAUGGCUGGCUGGCCGAUACGUUAGUUGUCCGUGGGAUAUGGAGGAGUUGAUGCAGAUGAAAUCUGCCAUCAUUGAAGAGGACAAGCUCAAGCUGAAGAUGGCUUUCUAG